Molecule: messenger RNA, 5720 nt
Organism: Xyrichtys novacula (pearly razorfish)
Lineage: Eukaryota; Metazoa; Chordata; Actinopteri; Labriformes; Labridae
Source: the annotation of a GenBank genome assembly
AUGGCACAGGUAAGAAAACGAUUACACCUCAAAGUUCAGAGAAAAGGAGAGAGAGAAGUUGAGAGCUGAGCCGAAGUUAGACUCUCUUCCAACUUUACUUAGACUAACUUUACGGUAACGAGAAUAUCAUGUCAAGCUGAGUUUAUUUAACGCCAAAAAUGAGACGAUGUCUGAGAGUUACAGAUCGUUUUGACGCAGAUUGAGGCGCAGGGAGCGUCAAAAGUCUCCAUGAGACGGUUUCCUGCUGAAGACGCGCCAUCUCACGCAGGCGGAAAAAAUGCGUUAAGGAGCAGCCCUGAGCUAAGGAAAAGUUUAACUGUUUGAGAUUACUGCUCUAACUCUAAACACAGUCUGUGCUCAAGACCACCAAACUCCCAGACCAGGAGGGUUCAAAGUCCGGACUUGUAAAAUGUGACCUGUAAAAAGAAAGACUGAGUUCAAACAGCUGCCAGCGGCCCCUCCCUGAAGACUGUUACACCUUUACUGAAACACUGAGUCUCAUUUUAACUCUAACAUCACUAAAAGAUGACAGUUAGGACAAAUACAGACAGAAAAGCAGCAUAAAGGAGGAUAUUUGUGUCGAUAUUAUUUUACUGAUUCAGUAACUGGAUCAGGGGUGUGUCCCGGUUUGAAUGUAGAGUCCAGGUGGAAGUCACACACCUGUACUGGAGGAUUGUGCAACACUGAGCGGCUCCUGAGACUCGGUUUGAAAUCUGUUAGAGAGGAGAUCAGGGAGGGUCUCCGGACUCUAUUUGUAUUUAACAGGUUCAAACUGCAGCAACUUCCAGCUCCUAAUAUGACUGAGGGUGCAACUAUGGCAGAUAGUAAAGACUAAAAAACUGCUUUAUAAAGUGCAGAAGUUAUAAAUAUUAUUAGAAAAGGUUGUAUGACAAGAAUGAACUCAAUGAGUUAUACAAUGAAGUUGUUGUGUGGUGAUAAUAAACUUAUUCUGAGACAAACAUCAGAUUAAAGUGGGUAUAUUAGCAGAGUAAAGCUGUUUUAGAUUAAACGUUUGGACUGGUGUUGGUCACUUGAGUCUCAGACAACAGGAUCAGCAGCUGGUCCCUCAAAGCUGAAUACCAAGCUGCAGUUUUGUCUUCUUUCUUGAUUAUAGAGGUUCUGUCUCAAUUUACCAGGACUUUCCUAUCAGAUCCUCCUCCUCUCUAAAAUGGUUACUGGGUCCUGUGUCUCCUAACAUAUUAAAUUCAUUCUUAUAAUAACCUUAUUCAUGUAACAUAAUGUCUUAAAUGUCCUUCAGCUUGAUUCCUGUUUAUUUAAGUUAAAUUAAUGUGAAUAUUUAAUGUAGAAAACCAAGAAAAGACCUGUUUCAUCAGCUGAUCCCCUAACACAAAGUGAACAGAUCAAAUUUAUAGAUGCUGUUGCUUCCGGUCUUUUCUGUUGUCGUAUUUCUUCAAAUUACAUCAAUAUAAAUUCCAGUCUGUUUCAAAAAUGUUAAAAGAUUUCUCACAGGAGUUUCAACGGAACUAGAAAUGGCUAAAUCCACCAGAUCCCAAUAGAAACACUGAUGUUAUCCAGCAGGAGUUGCUGGUCUACCCCUGUCAUUUUAUGUGAAGGAUGAUCUUUGAACAGCCGAACAGUCAGUGAUCACCGAACGAUAGCCGCUCAGUAAAGCUGUUUUCUGACCUCCACAUAAUGAUAAUAAUAAGAAGGUAUUGAAACAAUACUAUGUGUCUGCAGAGUAUGGGGCUGCACUUUCAGGACCUCAGCUGUGGGACCCUUGGGUUGUUGCUUCACUGGUGUUUUAUGGAAUCUAAAUUCCUAAAAAUCAUCAGUCUGGACACUAAAGAAACAUGCUCCAUGGGGAUCCAAACCAAACAACAGGGUUCCUAGAGUUGGGGUCCUGAAUGUGCAGCCUUUGGGUCUGCAAACACAUGCAUCCUGGUUAAACAGGUGCAGUUCUGCCACCUGAGGCUGAGUAUAAACUGCAAAACCAAAACUACCAAACCAAGAGUCUAACUAUGACCAGAAGAGGCCCAACAGGAGGUGGCAGAUCAUGGUUCAUACAUCCUUAAAGAGUUUCCAGCGGCUGUUGAGUAAAAGUUUUCAGCAAAUUUGUCAUGUAAAGCCGAGGUGGUCUCAUUUAAAAAAUAUAUAUAUAUAUUAAUUCCAAAAAUGUGAACCUAUCAAUAAUUCAGGCCCCUGAAUUUGUAAAAAAUAAAGCCUGGGAUUAGAACCUUGGAAUUGCCCUUUAAAUUCCAGCUCUCUCAGUUUCCUCCUGACGUUUGCUGUAGAUGAUUCAAAACAGCUGACGGCCCACAUUUCUGGAGAACAAACAAUGCUCCUCUGCAGCCUGCAGUGAGCGAGAGAGGCUGCUGUACUGCUCUCUCACUUCAGGAUUCACUCGUAAACGUCUCCACCUCACUGCGAGGAGUCCAGGAUUAACAGGGUCUGGGUGUGGAGAUGAACUCUCUGACUGAAACUGGAGGCUUAUCUGAAAAUAAGUCUUUCGGAUCUGACCCAUAAAGACUCUGCUUUCUAAAAAGUUCUAAGCUAACAGAGAAAACCAUCAGACUGUAGACUGAAGCCUCCUCAGUCCUCUGCCUGAGUGUUUAGGGAGCGCUGAGCUAUCAGGAGAGGAACUUAAUCUCCAUGUUUGGUGGAGAUUAUGAGGUGUUGAAAUGUGGAGUAGCAGUGAACAAGAUCCUGGCUCUGGACUCUGUGGGAUCCUCUUCUCCGCAGAGGUGAGGAGGGCUUGCAGCAGCUUGUGCUGCAUCAGUCACAAAGGGUGUGGUUUUCACAAAGCCGUCGGCCCACAUGCGAACUGUAACUGUUGCCAGACUGCAGCAUGGAGGAGGCCGGGAGUCGGCCAUCUUUGACACAGCUCUGAUCACAAUUAAAGGGGAGGGAUCUGGCCUUUUUCCACUUAUUUUAUGUCUUUUGGUUAUGAAAAGUUUUGGAGAUGCUCCAGAAUGCUUUAAACUCCCCAGAUGACACUCACAGAGUGACCUCGCUCAUUUCCUUUCUGUGACUUUCAUGUUUUAAAGGCGAGUUUAGAUGCAGAACUACAUUCCAGUAACUCAGGAUUAAAACUGUGAUGGCAGACUGAUGACUCCUGAUCUAUGAGUGAACUUAGUGAUUUUGUCAUGGAGUGUGGUGGUUUCCAGGAGUGUGUUUAUUCUAACGGAUCCACAAACUGCUGCUGAACUCCUUUGUGGCUCUCUCCUUUGUUAAUGUGGUACUGUGUCUUUAUAACAGCAACAGGAAAUCUGGGCUGAACGGCUCUGGAGUCACACUGCAGGACGUGUGAUAUCAGUCUUAUGACCUUAAAGACAUCAUGCUGUCACCACUUCAUCGUCGUUCAGGAUUAAACUAUGAAAAUCGUUUCUCUGAGAUCGCUUCGAUGCAGCUCAGAGAAACUGACCUCUGACCUCUGUGCUGCAGAGUAUCUGUGUGUUACAUGACCGUAGAACGUAAACAUGCACACGACGCCGCUGCAAGUGAGACGGUUUAGUCCCAUUUGUCCCGAUGCACAUUUAGAGACGUUUAAAUCUCACAGGACCUCAGAGACUUCUGACCCAGACUGACCUUCAUUUCACAUCAGAAGAAACAACUGUUUACUUGUGAGGGAGUGGACUGUGAAGUUUGUACAGCCACGUGUUGCUCCACCUGUCCUAGCUGCACCUUUUGUGUCUCUCAAAAUAGACUCAAAGAUCCAAAUCAUAAAAACUGGAUGUUUAAAAGCGCCUCAUGAUACUCUGCAUUUACCUGCUCUACAGUCCUGUAUUUUUCCCACUGCAGUGUCAGCUUUGGUCCAGGAUCACGCAGCCCUGAUGAAAACUAUGUCCGGCGACUCUGUAGGGGGAAAAGUAGGGUGUUAUUUCAAGGAUCUGAAACUCUUACUGUAAAGUGAGUCAGGCCACGUUUAGUUAAGAGGCGCACAAUCUGGUUAGAAAGUGAGGCGCAGGGUGCAAAGCGAUUUUAGUAUGACCCUCAACCAGUCAGUGAAGUGUUUUUGGAUAUUACAAGGCUCAAACCAGUCUGUGUCGGCUCUCACUCCCUUUAAGAGUCAGGGUUCCCUCAAUAUGUUCACAUGUGAUUAAAUUUUAGUCUGACAGCUGCUGGACUUUAAAAAUACACAUAAACAUGCUAGUCUGGCCCUAAAUCUGCCUCCUGCUGUGGUUUGACUCUUACAGUGAAGCCUCUUCAUAACUCCUCAUCAUUUUAAAGGCGUUUAUUGUGAUGGUUGGUGAUUUCUUAAAACUGAAUCUUUGCACCUGUGUUCGAGUUCGAUUUUCUGUACAAUCUGCAGCAAAUUCAUACACUGAAUGGACACACUGAGAGGCUUUAUUGUUGGUCUAUUAUAGAUCCAUUAUAUGUCCUCCUCUCCAGUUAGUUUGUCUUCAGAUUUUCCUUUUUUGAGGCUCUGGACGUUUGUUCAAUCAGGUUAAAACCCUGUCUUUUAACAGGUGAGAUGUUGCUCACAGACUUGGCCUUAUUGAAAUAGACCUCUCCUGUUUGUUUCUGAGCUCUGCAGCUAUCUCAGCUUUGGCCUGUGGUCCAAAUACAGGAGGAAGAGAAUGUAAGACAGCUAUAAGCUCACAGAAUGACUCCAAAUAUCUGGAGUCUGCAGGUUUCCUCCUGGCUGACCCCGCAGCAGAGCAGGAGAUGAUUCAGCUCACAGGAAUUGAUAUGAUGACCUGUACCGCGGUGGUGUAACAACAGAAAAGCAGUUCUCUGACGGAAACACCUGAACACAGGCCGACAGAAAGCUUCAGAUUCAGACUGUAACUCUCUAGAGAUUUGCUGUAUUGUUUUGCUGUUGUGUCUUAAUACAGGGAGCAGAAACAUCCAGUUUUAGUCUAACAAAACCCCUUAGAUCAGGAGAAGCUCUCAAGGUGUGGGUUCUGCUGUAUUUGUGUCUAUAAGUCUGUGUAAUACCUGGUCUCAUCGUGAAAUUGUGUUUUACCUCCUCAGCACUCAGACCUGGAGAAGGCCAUCAGCACACUGGUGAACCAGUUCCACUCAGCUUCAGCCAACAACAGCGGGUCGCUGAAAACCGACGAGUUCAAGAACCUUCUGUCGAGCCAAAUGCCCAACCUGUGCAAGGUGUGUGUGUGUGUGUGUGCGUGUGUGUGUUUAUGCUGGGUGUGGCAGCCAGCUCUUUACUCACUGCUCACACAGACAGUUAGAAACACGCUCGGCUGCACACUCACCCUGUAAAGAUAUGAGCCAACUGAUGGGAAAACAUCAAUGAAACUGUGAUUCAGCUCACAGUCAACGUUUGAGUGUGUGUGUGUGUGUGUGUGUGUGUGUGUGUGUGUGUGUGUGUGUGUGUGUGUGUGUGUGUGUGUGUGUGUGUGUGUGUGUGUGUGUGUGUUCUUUUGUUUUUUUUAUUUUGUUGAUUUUUCAUUAAAACAAAUAGAGACUUAACUGACCUCACUGCUGCCUGCAGUGACUUGAAACUUGGACCUGUAAAGAGGGACUUGUGUUGAUCUCUGAUGGCUGACUUUGUUCACUGUCAUGGUUUGUGUUGGUGUUUUUCUCUCAAUACUAAGACAUAACCAGUGUGUUGUUGUUGUUGGCUGACUCUGCAGGGUAUCAACACAGAGCAGGGCUUGGGUGAGAUCAUGAAGAAGAUGGGCGUAGCAGACGGGGAGGGAAUCUCCUUCAAGCAUUUCUGGAACUUGGUCCAGAAUCUAGCCACCUCCCAGCAUGGCCUCCUUGGAGGGCAGAGUGGCUGCAGCUGCAUCCUCCUGUGA